This is a messenger RNA of Fukomys damarensis (Damara mole-rat), 2453 nucleotides long. It is a transcript of the gene Nxph2, whose product is annotated as neurexophilin 2. The record is from RefSeq and is a predicted model, not a curated record. The coding region runs from base 1 to 876 and encodes 291 amino acids. Lineage: Eukaryota; Metazoa; Chordata; Mammalia; Rodentia; Bathyergidae. Gene Ontology annotation, molecular function: signaling receptor binding. The transcript is spliced from 2 exons.
AUGUCUUGUACAACAGAUGCUCAGCAAACGGUGGAAGUAUCUGUCAGCAUUUUAGAAGCAAGGCAAAGCUCAAGAAAUAUUGGAAACAAAUUAAAAAUAGGCAGUAGACUGGGCAAAAAGAAUUGUGAUCAUGAAGAACAACUAUUCUGUGAGGUGGGACAUGCUACAGAGGGUCUGGAUUGGGAAGACAAAGAUGCUCCAGGGACACUAGUUGGAAAUGUGGUCCAUUCGAGGAUCAUCAGUCCCCUGCGCCUGUUUGUUAAACAGUCUCCGGUGCCAAAACCUGGGCCUGUGGCGUAUGCAGACAACAUGGAAAACUUUUGGGAUUGGCUGGCCAACAUCACGGAGGUUCAGGAGCCACUACUAAGAACUAAACGGCGACCAAUAGUAAAAACAGGGAAAUUUAAGAAAAUGUUUGGAUGGGGUGACUUUCAUUCCAACAUUAAAACUGUCAAACUCAACCUUCUCAUCACAGGGAAAAUUGUCGACCAUGGAAAUGGAACCUUCAGUGUUUAUUUCCGACAUAAUUCAACGGGCCUGGGUAAUGUUUCAGUGAGCUUGGUACCUCCUUCCAAAGUGGUGGAGUUUGAAGUUUCUCCCCAGUCUACCUUGGAGACCAAGGAAUCCAAAUCUUUCAAUUGUCGCAUUGAGUAUGAAAAAACAGAUCGGGCGAAGAAGACUGCCCUGUGCAACUUUGAUCCUUCUAAGAUCUGCUACCAGGAGCAGACUCAGAGUCAUGUGUCUUGGCUGUGCUCCAAGCCCUUCAAGGUCAUUUGCAUUUAUAUUGCCUUUUACAGUGUUGAUUAUAAACUUGUGCAGAAGGUCUGUCCUGACUACAAUUACCAUAGUGAGACUCCAUACUUAUCUUCUGGGUGAAUCCUGUUCCACAGUGACAGAAAUGGAGGACAUUUGUAUAUUUAAUUAGAAUGACCAACAAACAAGUCCAGCUUUUCAUAGUAAAGGAUCCCUUUUGUUUCUGGCAAUGAACCAUAGUUCCCUAUGAGGUUUUCAAAUUAAAAGAAAAAGAAACAUAUUAAAAUGGGAAACAUAUUUGUUCAAUCAUCAAGUACCUUUAUCUAAAGUCAAACUGUUUUGAAGCCAUCAACUCCAUGUAAGAUGGUUAAAUUCUAGAAAUAUUAUUGGUUAAAAGAAACAUCAAUGGUAGCCACAUGUAAUAAGAAGGAAUCAAAUUAUGCAUGUAAUAAACAUUGCUCUUGAACUAAGCCUGCCUUUGAGAUAUGUUUUGAAAGGGUACUUCAAAAUAGCAGAUUCGGUAAAGUAGCUGAAAAGAUUGUAUUUGAUAGAUGUUAGUGUUUCCAACAUGAAUCUGUUUUUACUGCUAUGUCUUUCCCCAUAUCUGUGCCAAUAUUGAUAUGAGAGGUGAAAGGGUAAAAUUUGUUUCAAAAUUCAUGUAUGAAGUUUCAGUGGAAUCAAAUACAUCUGAGCUAGAGUUGAAUGGGAUGUGAUGCAAACACUUAGCCCUGUGUUGGUCACCACCCAGUGAUUCUGGCGCACUGAGAAAGCACAUCUGGGUAUGUCGGUUAGACAACAGUAAAGAUCAUAAUGUUUUUAGAGUCUUUUACCAAAUGCAGCGCUGUAAGAUUAUCAAAAUGACAUGAGUUUGUAUUCACCCCAGAGCUUAGGAACUCAUUCUAUUCAUUUGAUAGUGUGAUCAUGAUACAUAGGUAGAGUAACUCUGAAAUUGAGAGAAAGUGGUUGUUUCCUAAGCUAGAAUGUAGGGGGGAAUUUGGAAGUAGAGGAGAAAAAUUCUAGGAUUUUGGAUUCAUAAAUCUUACCUCCUGGAUUAUGUUUUCCUUUCAUUUAGUUAAUAAUGACAAUGAGGGAUCACAUUCUAAGUGGGAUUAACACUUGUUAUAUUUUAACAUUUUUAAUUAUCUAGUGCUGAUAACCAAGAUUCCUGGCUCACUAGGCUUUUGAAAUUACUUCCAAAUUAAUAUCACUUUAAAACAGUCCUUCUUGUCUUCUCUGUAUGGUAGCGCUGAAUGCACUGAAUUAGCAUGGAAAAGGGGUCUGUCUGGUCAGAAAAAAGUUUUCUAGAACUCAGGUGUCAUGGAGUGGUUACUGUUUUUACAGUGGUGUUCACUUCUUUCCCCUUUCUUAUCUGUAAAAUAUCACUAAGGUAAAGCAUUUAAUUGAAACAUAAAGGAAGACAAUUCUUAACUAACAAAAAUGUUCUUACACCCUGUUCAGAAAGUCAGCAGCUCUGUUUUCUAUUCUACAUCUCCAUUUCUUCUCUUUUUUGUGAUAUCCUCAGAGUGUUCAAUUUUGUCUUUUGUAAAAAUUGUACUAGACUUAGUGUGUGGUAGUGCAAGCUUGAUGUUUCAGCUCUUACUUCAUCAGGUGCUUUUGUAAGUUUGUGAUUGGUGAGUAAUAUUUUGAGACAUCUUAUUUUCAUCCAGAAAUAAGAGUAUUAUUUACUGUAAAAUAUGUGG